AUGAAUUUCGGAAACCAAACGCCAACUAUUGUGGUUCUCAAAGAGGGUACAGAUUCUUCUCAGGGAAGGGGCCAGAUCAUAUCAAACAUAAAUGCGUGCAUCGCAAUCCAAGAGGCAUUAAAGCCAACUUUAGGCCCUCUGGGCUCGGAUAUAUUGAUCGUCAAUUCUAGCAAGAAGACGACAAUUUCCAACGAUGGUGCCACCAUAUUGAAACUGUUGGAUGUUGUACAUCCAGCAGCUAAGACAUUAGUUGAUAUUUCGAGAGCACAAGAUGCUGAAGUCGGUGAUGGUACUACAAGUGUUACGAUAAUAGCAGGUGAGUUGAUGAAAGAAGCCAAACCUUUCCUGGAAGAAGGUAUCUCGCCUCACAUUAUAAUGAAAGGCUACAAAAAAGCUGUUACGUUAGCUACCGCAAAGAUUCAAGAGAUCUGCGUCGAUAUUUCCGAUAAAGAGAGCGAAAGCAGAGAGCUACUGGAGCGUUGCGCAAAAACAGCAAUGACUUCAAAGCUUAUUUAUAAAAAUGCAGACUUUUUUGUCAAGAUGUGUGUUGAUGCCGUGCUAUCGCUAGAUAGAGAUGAUCUAGAUGACAAAUUGAUUGGGAUAAAAAAGAUUCCAGGUGGAUCUAUGGAGGAAUCGAUGUUCAUCAAUGGUGUUGCUUUCAAAAAGACGUUCUCAUAUGCAGGUUUUGAGCAACAACCGAAAAAGUUUCAACACCCAAAAAUUCUUUGUUUGAACAUGGAAUUGGAACUGAAGGCUGAAAAGGAUAAUGCAGAGGUUCGUGUUGAGCACGUUGAAGAUUAUCAAGCUAUUGUGGACGCAGAAUGGCAGCUAAUUCUGAAUAAAUUAAAACAAAUUGAGGAAACGGGAUCCAACAUUGUUCUUUCAAAAUUGCCAAUCGGAGAUCUAGCAACACAAUAUUUUGCGGACAGAAAUAUUUUCUGUGCAGGUAGAGUGGGCGCUGCUGAUCUGGACUGUGUGAUUCUAGCUGUCGGUGGCUCUAUACAAUCCACUACAACAGAUAUCCGCCCUGAGUAUUUGGGAACUUGCGACAUCUUUGAGGAGAUCCAAAUUGGUUCAGAGCGUUAUAACAUAUUCCACGGUUGCCCAAAGGCCAAAACAUGUACCUUACUACUUAGAGGAGGUGCUGAUCAAGUAAUUGCCGAAGUUGAAAGAUCGUUACAUGAUGCGAUUAUGAUCGUCAAGAGAGCUCUGCAAAAUAAGCUUAUUGUUGCUGGCGGCGGUGCAGUAGAAAUGGAACUAUCUAGAUAUUUGAGAGACUAUUCAAAAACUAUUGCAGGGAAACAGCAACUAGUGAUCAAUGCUUUUGCUAAAGCGCUGGAGGUUAUUCCAAGACAACUAUGUGAAAAUGCUGGUUUUGAUGCUAUAGAGAUUCUGAAUAGAUUAAGAAUGGCUCACAGCAAGGGUGAAAAAUGGUACGGUGUUGACUUUGAAACCGAAAAUGUCGGUGAUAAUUUCGUGAAAUUUGUAUGGGAACCUGCUCUAGUUAAGAUCAACGCUUUGAAUAGUGCUACUGAGGCUGUAAACUUGAUUCUUUCGGUUGACGAAACAAUUACAAACCAAGAAAGUCAACCAGCCAAUGCCGGUAUGGCCCCACCCCCUGGUGCUGGUAGAGGAAGAGGUCUACCUAUGCAUUAA
Molecule: messenger RNA, 1656 nt
Organism: Zygotorulaspora mrakii
Lineage: Eukaryota; Fungi; Ascomycota; Saccharomycetes; Saccharomycetales; Saccharomycetaceae
Gene: CCT7
Product: chaperonin-containing T-complex subunit CCT7
Exons: 1
Coding region: 1-1656 (551 amino acids)
Biological process (GO): protein folding
Cellular component (GO): chaperonin-containing T-complex
Molecular function (GO): ATP hydrolysis activity; ATP binding; ATP-dependent protein folding chaperone
Source: RefSeq, a predicted model, not a curated record